Molecule: messenger RNA, 612 nt
Organism: Eufriesea mexicana
Lineage: Eukaryota; Metazoa; Arthropoda; Insecta; Hymenoptera; Apidae
Exons: 2
Coding region: 1-612 (203 amino acids)
Source: RefSeq, a predicted model, not a curated record
AUGAAGAUUCUACUCUUCGGAUUUUGCCUUGUUUGCCUCUCCAUGUCGAGAGUGCAAUCGAAGCCACAGACCACGAAGCUGUUCCCAAUCCCAGAAGAAACGAGCAAUCCUCCAGAAGAGGCCAGCAGCGAGGCGAAGCCUCUGGACAGGCUGCUGGGAAAAUUGCGAGCCACGUACAACUUCGUGUUUCGAAAGCCGGAGAACACGAGCAACGUGGAGAAAAUUUUGGCCAAGGACAAGCCCGACCCAGACGUGGAGGCGCUUAAACUGAUCUGGUCCAAUCGAAUGCAGCAGAGCUUGGUGGACAGGGAAGCGUCGAAGAAGUCGCAACCCAAGGGAACCUAUUUAAAGGUACAGGAUGACUGGGUGAACGAUGUUCAGCCCUUAGAGCGUUUGGAGCCUUUGGAACCGUUGGAACUGGAAGACGAGGUGGAAGUUGACAAGGAUCGAGACGUGGAGAUCAUUACACCGAGGACCACCUUCCAGUUUCCGGUCACCCUCAGCCGCCAUCUUGUCGAUUGGAUCGGAUCGCUCCUGGGGAUCACUUAUGGCGUGUACUCCAAGCUGUCCAGAAUUGUUAAUACCAAUCACACUGCAAUACGUGUUAAAUGA